This is a messenger RNA of Cinara cedri, 6153 nucleotides long. The record is from the annotation of a GenBank genome assembly. Lineage: Eukaryota; Metazoa; Arthropoda; Insecta; Hemiptera; Aphididae.
AAUUAUUAUGUAUUACAUUUUAUUACCUAUACGAAAUUUUAUCUAAAAUCGAAUUAGUAUUCAAUGACACCAAAGAGAGUAAAAUUAUAUAUCGCUUGACUAAACACUGAACAGAUUGAUUAGGUACCACCAAAAACUGGUGGUCACAAAUUGUUUACAUUUAUGAAUUUGGGUUCUUGGGAGAAUACAAUUUUAUAUUAGAUAUAUAAUACUAUGUGGACGAUGGACGCGUAUUCAAAAUUACAAGGAGAUGUCUUUAAUACACACACGACACACAUCAUAGUACACCCAAUAGAUCCCGAAAUACUAAUGCAUAGGUACCUACUACAUAGAAAGUUAAAGUAGGUACUUAUAUAAUUAUUUAUUUAUUUAUUUAUUUCCUAACCUUGAAUGUUUAUUUUUGAACAAUUUCCUUAGUUUCUAUAAUUCAUACAGUUUUAUUAAUUUUUCAAGGUCGUAACUCAUUCCGUAGCUCUAAUGUAAGAAUAUCUAAAUGAGUAAUGACGACCACGAUGUUGAUGAAAUUUUAUCUGCAUUGUAAUUAGUACCUAUUGCCAUUGAUUAUAAAUCAAUAGGUAAUCAAUGGUACUAUAUAUGAUAAUUAAUGUACAAAUUAAAUUUGCACGGGUUAUAUUUGAACAAUCACUAGUUUUAGUUAUGGAUAAUUUGAUCAAAUAUUUGAUCAUUUGAACCAUUUUUCAAAAAAUAUUUGAUCGUGUGAACCAGGCUACACAAAUUUAUUUGAAUAAAAUAUGAUACCUACAGGAAAAUAAUCAAUUAGUAUUUAUUUAGCAGGUAGUCAUUUAGAUCACCUACAAUUUAGAUUUUGAGAGAUCACGAAGAUCUAGAUUAGCCAUGAGGAUUUAAUUGACAGGGAAACUAAUUUACCAUUUAGAUACUUUUUUUGAUAUUUAGAUCUUGAGGAUCUAGCUAGGUGACCGUUCACCCUUAUAAAUUAUGGGUACUAUAAUUUAAUACAUCGAGAGCUCUUUGCCUUUGCCUCUUCAUGGUAGGAGAUUAAGUAGUUACUUACUUACUUUUAAAGACAAGAGUCUAAAAUAAAUUAAAUCACUGAAUUCGUGCACAGUCUAAUGAGUAUGGUUAUUCACAUAUUUAGUAAUUAUUAUUAGUAUUUAUAAACGAACCUAAUAUUUGUACAAUAUUUUAUGCUAAAGUAAACACGAUAUUGUAUUAUUAAAAUUAUAGUGGGAAAACGUCUCGCCGAAUCACCAAUAGCCAAGCAAUAACGUAUCGCUAUCAUACUGAUAAUAAACCAUAAGCCAUAAACCAUCAUCGCUGAUAAUAAACCAUAAGUAUUUAUUUACAUUAAAAGUGUUGGCUAAAAUAUAGCACGUAGUGGCUAUAUAGUAAAGUGUUUGUCGGAACUAGAAGUAAUUUUAUUGAAUUAGAUUCGUCUAUACUUACGUUAAAUAUUAUACGGAUCGCUGUUACGUAAUUUUCGUUUGAUAUAAGUGCUUCAAAUGUUGUCAAAUGUCCCGGUAUAUUUGUUAUGUUGUACUUUUUUAGUAUUUACUUGCCACGCCGCCAGACCCGGCGAAGGAUCAUGGUCUAUCAAUAUUGACAACGUGAGAUUUUUUUUUUUUUUUCACUAUAUAAUGUACUUCUGAAUCAUUUGGGUAUUUAUCUAGUUAUAAUAAUUAUUUGCCUGCUCACUUUUUCACAGAACAAUGAAAUAUUCAGUUUCAGCAACAGCCUUUUUAAGGACACAGAAAUAUUCAUUAAAAGUAAAUUUAUCAUAAUUUUGUACUACAAACUGAUUACUGAUUACUGUUAUAAGUGCUCAAAAUUAAAAUUAUUAUUAUCAUUAUUUUUCUAGUUGAUUGUAACGAUUUGUUUAACGUUUCUGUUAGUUGGAUCCUGACUGAACCCGAAUGUUGGAAUGAUUACUUAAACCUUGGCCAUGGCGUAAAUUUAAUAUUAUGCUUUAUACUUAUAAUAUAUUACCAAUAUUAUCAAAGAUUAUAGUAAAAUUCUAAUAUUUUGUUUUAUUUAGCUUAUAAAAGAACUGCAGUUGAAAGAUAUUGGUCAUGAUGUUGAAAUCAAUAGUACAUACAUGCGUUAUGUGAAAUUUGAUGAUCAUGUCUAUUCGUGUUCUAAUGGAAUAGAUUUGGUAUUUAUUCAUACUUGACUAUUUGCUAAAAGUGGUUUUUUUUUUUUUGAAACAAUUUUUUUUUUUCCCAGGAAGAUCUAUCCAUACAUGGCACUAAUAAAACGAAUAAUAAUGAACCACUUCAUAAAGUAUGUUUUUAAGUACUAUUUUAAUAAUUUAAAUUAAAAUUAUAUAUACUAAUAUUUAAUGAGGAGUUUUUUUUUUUUUACAUAGAGAUCUUCUCAGCAUCCUGUUUAUACUGUUUUAAGAGAUGGUGUGUACUUACUAACAAUAACAAUCAAACCAAACAUCAGAAAUUUACCUGGGUUCGGCAUUGAUGACAAUAAAUUCUCUGGUAAUUUAGAAGUGUCGAUGCGAGGACCGCAUGGAUAUUUAUCAGCUACAAAUAGGCCAUUGUUGCAUGUAAUUUAUUUUUAUUAUGUAUUGUGAAUACAGUUUUUUAAAAAAAAAAAUUGUAAUAUUUUUUACAGUUCUAUGGAUUCAUGUGUUUUGUUUAUAUAUGUUUUGGUUUAACGUGGUUGGUUUUAUUAUUUAUGCAAUGGAGAGAUUUACUUCAAAUACAAUUUUGGAUUGGAGCUGUCAUUCUUCUAGGUAUACAAAACCAUUCAAAGUUUACAAACUAUUUAUGAAAUAUUUAUCAAAUUAAUUUUUAGGAAUGGUUGAAAAAGCAGCAUUUUAUGCUGAAUAUUAUGAACUGAAUCUUACUGGUCAUUUAAAUGACAUUUAUGGAGUAAUGAUCAUGGCUGAAGUAAUUUCUUGCUUAAAACGAACUCUUGCACGAACAUUAGUUAUCAUUGUAAGCUUAGGAUUUGGUAUUGUCAAGUGAGCGUUCUAUACAAAAUUUAAAUUAAAAAACAAUAAUUUUAUCUAUGUAAUUUUAUGUUUAGACCCAGGUUAGGCCCGAUUUUACCCAAGGUAUUGGGAGUCAGUUUUUUAUACCUAACAAUGUCAUUAAUGGAAUCCUAUUUUCGCCUGUCAACUAAUAUGAGUGCAGAAAUUUUAUUAGUUGAGUUGCCCUUAGCUGCUUUAGAUUCUGGAAUUGUGUGUUGGAUAUUUGCUGCCUUAACUCAGACUACUAGGGCUUUAAGACUUCGGAGGUUUUGAAUACAAUAAUAUCUAAUAUAAUGACAAUUAUCCUUAUAACUAUUUCUGUGAACCUAAAUAUUUUAUUUUAAGGAAUGCAGUGAAACUACAGUUAUAUACACAUUUUACAAAUGUUCUUGGUUUCACAGUGGUAACUUCCACUUUGUUCAUGUUAUAUUCCAUUAAAACUCAACGAUUAUCUGAUUGUGGCGGUGUAAGUAAACUGUAAAAUUAUAAUAAUUGAUUAAUAUUUUGAUGGUUAGAAGGUAAAAGGGUGUGUAAGCGCCAAUUUCUAAAUUGUUCUAAAAGAAUAUAACUUGUUUAUAUACAAAAAGUAUUUUGUUUUCUAUGUAGUUUUUAAAUACUAUUAAAGAAAAUCAUACUAAUUUAAUGUAAAUUACUUGCUUCUUUUUAAGUCAAUAUACAAAUAUUUAAAUAACAAAAAGAAAAUCAACCAAUUUAUCAUUUAUCAAAAUGAUAAAUUGAUGAAAUACCUUUUACUUUUAUCACAUUUUACUGAAUUAUGUUUAUGUAUUUUAAUUGGCCGCUUACACCCAAUUUUUUAAAUCCUGCCAAUUCUAUGACAUUUACAACCUUUUAUAAAACAUUGAUUGUUGAUUGUAAACAUAUAAUAUCAAUAUUUAAGUUGGAUCAAUCGAUAUAUAAUUGUGCCAUUACGAAAAUAUGCAAAAAAUUGAUUUUGAAAAAUCUGUCGCUUACACCCUUUUAUCUAAUAAUUUAUUUGUUGUUUAUAGAAUUGGAAAGAACAAUGGCAGGACGAUGCAUUCUGGCAUAUCGAAUUUUCCAUAAUUUUAUUUGUUAUUAUGACACUUUGGAGACCAACAAAUAAUAAUCAAAGGUAAUUAUUUAUUAUAAUUUUUUCUUUUUUGACAGUAAAUUAAUAAUUUAUGAGUUUAAUUUUAUUUAUAGAUAUGCUUUUACACCAUUGUUGGAUGCUCCAGAUGAUGACAGAGAUGAAACAGAAUUAUUUAUUAAAGAAACUUAUAAUGGUUAUAUUUUUUUACUAUUAUUAUAAAUUGGUUAUAUAUAUAUAUAUAUAUAUAUAUUUUUUUAUUUAAUACAAUUAUUUUAGAUGUUAAGAUGAGGACCUCUACAACCAAUUCGUCUAAUCAAAAUUCUAAUGUGAUACCAUACAAAGAUUAUCCUGCUUCAAAUAGUAGUAGCACAAAAAGUCAAACGCAACAUGUCAGUUUUAACUAAAUCAUUUAAAACUAACAACUAUAUUGUGUAUAACUAAAUUAUAUUUAAUGUUUUAUUAAUAUUUUAUAGGAUGAUGAUUUAAAAUGGGUUGAAGAAAACAUACCAGGUUCAUUAUAUGAAACGUGAGUAUUGAAUUAUUGUCGCUACCCAUACAUUUUAUGCAAAAUAAAUAUUAAUUUUAAAUUUGACCUAUUUUAGAACCGUACCAAUUUUGGAUUACAGUGAGGUAAAUAAUUUGAAUCUAGUUUUAAUUUCUUACUUGACUAUAUUGUAGAAAGUUGAUAAAAAAAUUUAAACUUGUAUAUUUUUUCAGGAUGAUCAUAACACAGCUAUUGAACGGUCAAAACUACAAUAAAAUGAAAAAAUAAAUAAACACUUUAAUUUUAGGUAUUUAAAAAAAGAACGCUUUAUGUCAUUAACCAAACGAAGUAAAAUAUUUAAUUAACCAGUCACUGGUCGUAACUGUACAAAUCUUAAAUAAUUCAUAUUAUGAAUCUUAAACAUUUAAAUUUUUUUUUUUUAUGAAUUUUGGUUGAAAAAUAUAUUUAUUCCAGGUGGCCUAAUAAGAUAAUUUUGUAACCAUGCAACUGGUUAAUGUUACAUUAUAUACUUUUUAUGUGUAUUUUAUUUAUUUUCCUAUUAUUUAAUUAAUUUACUAUUUUGUUAUCAACUUACUUAAUUGUAUACUUAUUCAUAGUAUUCCUUUAUUGUUUAUAUUGAUAUGAUUCAAAAUUAUAAUCAUAAGCAAAUUUAUAUAAUAUAUAUUUGAGAAUUUUUGUAAAUAAAUAAACAAAAUAUUCUUAAUAAAACAAUUAAAAAAAUAUUUUAAUAUAGAUGAUACAAAAUAUAAUCAUUCAUAUAAUUUUUUAUUUUAAUAAAUUCACCGAUCAAAAAGAAAAUUUCACUUAAGAAAUAUCCUUGACAGUGAUUUAUUUAAUGUAGCUUUCACAUUUGGUGAAGCCGCUGAUGAUAUUAACGCUGCACCUCUCGGAUCUUCGCUCAAUUUUGCUAGUAUAUGUUGAGCAGCUUGUCUAAAUAUUGUCACAAAAAAAUAAUUUGUUCAAUUAUUAUCUACCAGGAGGUUAUACAGGGUGAUUUUUUUUAUCAAGAACCAGCAAUUACUUCAAAAUAUUUUACGUGAAUUUGAUUUGUGUUUUUUCUAAUCAUUAUGGAAUCGUUUAAGCUUUAUUUUAAAACCAAUUUUAAUUGUUUACCCCUACUCCAUGUACCUUAAAUAUGUGCAUACUUUUGAUUUUCAAAUAGGGACAACCCUCCCCCCUUUUUAAACACAAAUUUGAAUAGAGAAUAUUUUUUUGGAAAUUUUGAUAUGCAUAAUACUAAUAUCAGAUUUAUUGUUUAUGAGUUAUAACAGAUUAAAGUUUAGACCAGAGGAGUAGAUAAGGGUUAUAAAUUACCUAUCUAUAGAAAAAUAUUCUCUAUUCAUAUCUGUAUUCAAAGGGGGGGGGGAGUUUCAAUUAGAAAAUUAAAAGUAUGCACUUAUUUAAGGUACAUGGAGUAGGGUUAAAAAAUUAAAAAUAGUUUUAAAAAAAAGCUUAAAUGAUUCUAUCAUGAUAAAAAAAUCAUUCUGUAUAUGUGUGCUAGUUUUGGGACAGGAUAUUGUUUGAGAUUGAGGAUUUUGUAAGUAUCAAUUCUAGUGACCGAGCCACUAGACAUUUGGUAAUUAAAAUAAUUUAAACCAUAAUGUGCAUUUUUUUUUU